GUAAGAGAUAGUUUGUCGAUCAGAAAAUUUUUCUUUCAUCAAAAUUAACAUUUUGCAGGUAUUUUUAUCAAUUAAAAAGUGCAAUUGUGUUAAAAAUUAAAAAUAGAAAGUACGGAGCAUUGAAUAAAGGUUCAUUGCAAAUGAAACUUCACAAGAAACCAACUUUUCUUUUUAAUUAAAAAAUCCUGAUAAGUACAUAAAUUGUACUCGAGAAAUACCAUGGACAAUGCCAUCAGCUUCUUUAUGCAAGCUAAUGUGUAGUAAAAGUCCAAUUUUUCACAAGAGAUUUUUGGACAUUGUUAACAUUGGUUUUUCCAUAAAGAAGUCGAAUCGUCUUGCUGUAGAGGCAUUUCUGUUUUUUAUACGAAUUAUUUUGGGAUUUCUAUAAUUGAAAGGAAGUUUAGCUUUGCCGGAAGUACUUUUCAUAGCACAAUGGAGACUGAGUGUCCUGCGAAGAAGAUGAAACUCAACCACGAGCUGGAAAAUGAGAGCGAAUUGCGGCAGUUUCAAAUUCUCGAUGAGCUAGGCGAAGAAGCUUCGGAUUCUGAUGAUGAGGGAUCUAAGUCAGAGAAUGAAGAGGACGAGAGUCAGUCAGAUUUGGAGGAAGAGGACAUUGAGAAUUUAUUAGACGCUGGACUUCCGGAGGAGUUGCGGCAGAAGAAGAAGCAGUGUCAGUACGAGGAGAGAUCAAAGAUUGUGCUGGAGGAGAAGGGACGCAAUCACUUCGAGGUGCUACCAGAAGGAUGGGUUCAGGUAACGCACAACAGCGGCAUCCCUCUCUAUUUGCACAAAGCUUCGAGGGUGUGCUGCUCAUCGAGACCCUAUUUCCUUGGCCCAGGAAGUGUUCGGAAACAUGAAAUUCCCCUAAGCUCAAUCCCAUGCUUGAACUACAGCAAAGCUCUCCAAAAGGAAGCAGAGGCUAAUACAAAAGUAAAAGCUGAACCACCGCAGGAGUCAAAUGAAGCAUCAAAUGGGCAUGAACUUCGACCACUUUCUAAUGCUAAAAUCGAAACAGUGAAGGAGAACCUAAAGGCACAAUCCCUGACCGCGAGUCAAGUAACAGAGUAUUGCAUGAAACUCUUUCACUUCAAGACGAUAAAAGUGCGUCGAUUUAAAUCUUGGUCUGCUCGACGGAAAUUCACUAAGAACAAAAAGCAAAUUAAAAAUUUGCAGAGACCAACUCUGCCAGAUGGUACAAAGUUAAUCACAUUUCCCGUAUUAAAUACCGAAGGAGAAAAUUCAGGUGCAGUUCGCACGAAAAAGGAGUGGAUCAUGAAUCCAAAUGGGAAAAGUUAUGUAUGUAUUUUACAUGAAUAUGUGCAACAUGCACUCAAAAAGCAGCCUUCGUAUGAAUUUAAGGAGUUGGAAAAUGCAGCAACACCCUAUUCGGCUACGGUGUCAAUCAAUGAGCUGAAAUAUGGCACAGGAUACGGUACGAGUAAGAAGCAGGCAAAGAGUGAGGCAGCUCGAGAGACUCUGGAGAUUCUCAUUCCACAGAUGAAGGAUAAGAUUACGGGAGAAAAAGUUGCGAGUACACAAGCAUCCCGCAACAGCUACCACGAUCUCUCGGUGUUUGAUGAGAUUAAAAUUGAAGAUCCGCGUGUGGCGGAAUUUUGUGCCAAGACAACCGAACCAUCUCCUCAUGCGAUUCUUCUUACGUGUUUGCAGAGAAAUUUCGGCUUGGGUGAUGUACACAUUCAGUACGAAAUUAACAAUGUGAAUCACAAGAAGAAUGAAUUUAAGAUGGUUGUAGGUAAACAUACGGCUUCGGUGGUGUGCAAAAAUAAGCGUGACGGUAAGCAGAGGGCCUCUCAAGCCAUUCUACAAAUUUUACAUCCACACAUUAAAACUUGGGGUAGUUUACUGCGCCUCUAUGGGAAUCGUAGCAUAAAGAGUUUCAAAGAGAAGAAACAGGAGGAGCAGGAAAUUACAUUGCUUCAGAGUAAGGCUGCCAUUAAUCAGCCCAAUUAUGCCAUUUUAGAUAAGUUAAAGUUGGAAAUGACAAAACUUCUUGAGCGAAAUGCUGCGGUGAAGCCCAUUGGGACAUUUGUCCCACCAACAGACAUUAAUUUGCCAACAGCAACGGGAUCGAAUCUCAAGAAUGUUGAUUUAUAGCUUUAAGAAUCCCCAUUAGCUUUAAAGUUUCUCUAGUCGAUAUUUAGCAUUUCCCCGUGAGGCUGAUUUUGCAAAAAAAAACUCCAAUAUCGAUUUUUUUUAAAUUUUAUUCCUUUAUUUUUAGUCGAUUUAUCAUGUUUGAAAUAAUUUAUUCUCUCUUUGAGGAAAAUAUUAAAUAAUAUCAUAAAAGUA
This is a messenger RNA of Lutzomyia longipalpis, 2307 nucleotides long. It is a transcript of the gene pasha, whose product is annotated as microprocessor complex subunit DGCR8. Gene Ontology annotation, cellular component: microprocessor complex. Lineage: Eukaryota; Metazoa; Arthropoda; Insecta; Diptera; Psychodidae. The coding region runs from base 433 to 2115 and encodes 560 amino acids. The record is from RefSeq and is a predicted model, not a curated record. Gene Ontology annotation, biological process: primary miRNA processing. Gene Ontology annotation, molecular function: identical protein binding; primary miRNA binding; heme binding. The transcript is spliced from 4 exons.